AUGAUAAAUUUCAUCCGGGAUUCCCCGGAGUUUCGUCCGCUCACGUUCUCCGUGAUCCUGCCAGAGUUUCAAUCGAGCCUCGUCGAUUUUCUCCUCGAGUACAUCGGCCAGAGGUCGAUCGAGGCCUACAAAGUCAGAGCCAGAGACCUGUCCCUGAAGACCACUUGGAUCAAUCGCGUCAGACUCACUUGGGUCUUCGUGAUCCACGAUCUCUCCAGCCUGAACAUCUUCAUCUACUGGCAGAGGGAGAUAUGGAAGUCCGGGAGCCAAUAUCUGAUCGUUUUCAGCAACGAACAGGUCGUCCUACCUUGGCGAACGAUCUUCGGGAACUUGUGGAAGAAAUACAGGGUCUACAGGAUUGUCUUCAUCUCUGUUCAAGAUGAUUAUGGUUGCUUGAUGAAGUACAUGCCUUUCGAGGGGUUUGCGAACGGUUUUGGCAGUGUGCACAGGUUGUGUUUGCAGAGAAACUCUGAGAAUUCAGUGGAGAAUGAUUUGCAGGAGGAAGUGUUGCAUGGAGGUACGAAGUUGUUCGAGGAUUUUCGAAAUUUGAACGACUAUCCUAUGAACGUGAUUGUCUUCGAGUCUCUGUUGAUGAACGUUUCCUACGAUAAAGGUAGAUUGAGACUAGCCAAGCCAGACGCAAACGUGGUGUUCACUCUGGAGAAGGCUAUGGGAGCGAAGUUCCACAUAAAAGCUACGAGGAAGAUCGAGUUCAAGGGAGAUCCCUUCGCCAGUUCUCUGCAGAGCGUAGAAACAGGAGAUGUCGAGAUGGUCGUCACCGGUUUCUUCGUCAAAGUCUACGCCAAGUUCCGCCAAUUCCAAUUCACCUGUGCAGUCUACGAGGACAAACUCUGCUUCCUCUCUCCCGACUCCGGCCUGGUACCCAAGGCCUACAUGCCUUUCUUGCCCUUCCAAAAGGAUCUAUGGGCUCUCCUGAUGCUCUACAACGUUCUAAUAACGCUUCUAUGGUUCCUAGUGAAGUACAUCAACGAAACACUCCUAAAACCGACAAAUUCCCUCGAGAAAAAGACUCUUCACACACCUGUUAACCUCAAAUCGAACACACCGAUCGUUCGAUUCUCCAGGAACGAAGCAGCCUAUCAAUUUAAUCACUCCAGAAGAUGUUCAACGAAUACAGAAUCUCACUUCCCGAGAGAUCCUCGAACGCUCAAUUUACAAUCUUGUUCCUCGAGAGAUCCUCGAGCCCUCGAUCAGCAAUCUCGCAUCUCGAGAGAUUCCCGAAUGCUCAAUUUACCGAACCGAGCGCCGCCGGAAAUCCCCGGAUACGCGACGAAGCUGUUCACCUUCGUCGAGCACCUCUGUUACCCUCUCCAAGGCGGAGAGACGUCGACGCAGAGAGCUCUCCUCUUCGGCACGCUUUUCUUCGGUCUCAUAGUGAACGGUCUCUACCAGAGUUACCUAGUCUCCAGCCUGAGCAAACCGUUUCACUAUCCCCAGAUGCACACCCUGGAGGACGUUCUCGACUCCGGGAAGAUCGUGGUCACCAGAUACGCGAACCUGAAGAACGUGUUCCUCGACGAUUCCGCGCAGGACAUGAGGCUGUACGAGAGGAUCAACGUGAUGAACUCUCGCGGAUCUACCAAGGAUUUCGUCGCGUACGGGAAGAAGAUCUCUAUCACCCGGUAUUACACGAUGAUGCUGCAAGAGUUCUCCUACUACGACAAAGAGGGGAAUCCUUUGGUGUAUCUGGUGGACGAGUGUCCGAUGAACUACAGAGUCUCGUACGUGUUGAGAUUCCAUUCGCCGUACGCCGAGAGGGUGGAUUUCGUUCUGUUGAGACUCGGAGAGGCUGGAUUGCUGGGUUCGUGGAUGGAGAGCAUGGUCUAUCCGAUUAGAAUCGGGAGAAUCAGGAGGAAAUUGGAGAGUGAAAAGAGGAGGAUCAGGCUGACGCUCGAGCAUUAUUCUCUAACGUUUUUACUGUUGUUUCUUGGUCUGCUCGGCUCGGCGACGAUCUUCUUCUGGGAGGUGUACGCGGCGAAACGGAAUGCGAGGAGACGUUGA
Habropoda laboriosa is the source of this 2022-nucleotide messenger RNA. RefSeq lists its product as uncharacterized. The record is from RefSeq and is a predicted model, not a curated record. The transcript has a single exon. Bases 1 to 2022 code for a protein of 673 amino acids. Lineage: Eukaryota; Metazoa; Arthropoda; Insecta; Hymenoptera; Apidae.